AUGGGUUUUGCUUCCCAUUCAUCAGCAGCAGUCACAGCCUGCAGCCUGGCGCCCGCAACGCGGGAAGUGAAGGUGGCUUGUUCAGAGGAUGUGGACUUGCCAUGUACCGCACCCCGGAACCCGCGAGUCUCCUACACGGUCUCCUGGGCCAAGCUUACAGAGGGUGGUGAAAAGAGGAUAGAGAUGCCUCAGGAAGAUCUGCAGAACUAUCAUCAAAAGGAGCAGAAGGGCUCUUUUGAGGACCCUGGGGAAAGGCUAUAUUCCCUGAAGAUCCCAAACACUACCAGCUGCAGCUCGGGGACAUACAGAUGUACUCUGGAGGGACAGGAAGGGCAGAGAAACCAAAGUGGCACAGUCAUCUUGAAAGUGACAGGAUGCCCUAAGGAACUCAAAGAAAAGACUUUUAAGAAAUACAAAGCUGAGAUUGCACUGCUGUUGGUUUUGGUGGUUUUCUACUUAACACUCAUCAUUUUCACUUUUAAGUUUGCACGACAACAGAGUAUUUUUCAAGAGUUUUCUAAACCCGGCACGGAACGAGUUUUUCUCCCAGUCACCUCCCCAAACAAGCAUUUGGAGCCAGUGACUCUUCACAAGACAGAACUGGUAUGAGCAGGAUUUCUGCAGGUUGUUUUUCCGAAAGUCAAAGGCUCAGUGAUGGACCUAUAUGUCACACAGGACUAGAAAAGAAUGCGUCCCACAUCAAAGAUGCCAGCAUUCCUGUGAAGUCCUUCAUCUGACUGAAAUAUCUGAAAGUGGAUCCCAAACCACUUUUUGCGAGCAGGACUUUGAAAACCAUUGCAUGGCCACACAGCAUGGGGCCACCUGCAGGGUGCUCUGUGAUGCUAUUUCUUCACUGCUGCCUUCUCAGCAUUUUGUUCAGCUAUCUGGUCAACCUCCUCAAAAUUCUUUCAGUCAUAUAAAAGCUAUGGUGAGAUGCAGUUGGACAAAGGUCUUGGGAAAUAUGAAUUUCCAGAACUGGCCCUGUGACAGACUCUUGAGGACAGCUGUCUUCUUCCACAUCUGGGAAACAUCUCUUUGAAUUUGUUGUGUUUUCCUGUACUAGCCCAGAUGUUUCAUGUCUGGGAGAAAUUGACAGGCCAAGCUGUGAGACAGUGGGAAAUAUUUAGCAAAUAAUUUCCUGGUGCGAAGGGUGUACUAUAACUAAGGAGUAUUAUGUGUACAUAGAAAUAGUAGGUCGAUGAACUCUUCCCCAACAGGCCUUUUCAUCUGGGAAAGACAUCUAUAAAGAGGCAAUAAAGAAGAAUGCCACAUUUAUUUUUAUAUCUCCAUAUAUGCUUGUCAAAGAAUUUGUGCUUUUUCACUUUUUGAAAUCUAUAUCUACAGUUAGAUAUCAUCGCUAACUGACAAGCAACCUGAAUAGAGGGAGUUAGAAGAUGUCGAGAGGAUGACAACAGGAUAGAGAGUUUUUUAGUGACCUGAUGGAAAUGCUGGACCAAUCGUGCAAUCUGGGUUCUAGUUCCAGUUGUCCCACUACGAAGUUGCAUGAUCUUGGGCCAGAUCCUAUGGUUUCCGCUUUCUCAGUUAUAAGCCAAAAGGUUGUUGUAGGAAUUUAUUGAAAUAAUGUGUGUGAAAAGGUUCUGAAAAAGUAUAAAGCACUAUACAAGUUUGAAACUCCGUUGAGUCAUUACCCUUAUUAUUACAGUGGUUUCUGGGCAAAAGAGAAUGACUUUUACUUUUCAUGUUUUCCAUCAUUCCAAACAACAACAAAAAAUCUACAAAAAGAGACUUUCCCAGUCUUCUGUCUGAAUUCCUUUGGGGAAAUGAGGAAGCCAGUUCAAUGGUCUGUUCUUGAAGCACCAGCCCAAAGUACUCCAAGACCUGCACACUAAGGAGUUGCUGGGACGUGGGGACGAAGGAGUUCAUAAAUGUUACAUUAACAUUUUGGCAUUUGUGUUUCGCUAAUCAAGUUUGGCCCUUUCCCUCCUUGUUUUUGAAAGAGAUUUUACCCCUUUAGUACUGUGUGCAUGGCCCACACUAAUAUUAGAGAGUACAAGGAAUGCCAGAUUGAUUUAGGGAUUUUGCCUCUUUGUCAUGGCUUUCCUAUUAUUAAAUGUAUGCAUGUGAAGGG
Molecule: messenger RNA, 2089 nt
Organism: Pteropus alecto (black flying fox)
Lineage: Eukaryota; Metazoa; Chordata; Mammalia; Chiroptera; Pteropodidae
Gene: CD83
Product: CD83 molecule
Exons: 5
Coding region: 1-609 (202 amino acids)
Source: RefSeq, a predicted model, not a curated record